GUGGGCGGCGCUCACGAGCUCAGGCGCACCGCGAUCGGCUUCGACGGCGCCACUUCCGGAUGGGUGCUGCCACUGGCCUUCCGCCAGGACUUGAGCUACGAGCAGAGGACCGACCAGUUCUACGACAUGCAGAUGACCUACCGCACACCGCCGUCGUCACCGACGAGGUGCCCGAGCCCACGCGCAUGCACGACCUCGUCCCCGAAGAGAGCUCAAAACGAGAGCAAGCAGUUCACGUGCGAUUUCUCUCACACAGUUGAAGAGGGAUCGCGCUACGUGGCCGAGCUCAACACGAACCAGCCGCUGGACAUGUACGCCGAGAUGGCCGAGACGAACGGCGACGAGCUGAAGGCGCGCGAGAUUGUUGACACAUGCUACGCUGGUAUGGAUGCUCCCUCCAUGACCGACUCCAACUACGCCGAGAUGGCCGAGACGAACGUGGAGCACGAGGCUGUUGACACCUGCUACGCUGGCACGGAGGAUCCUUCCAUGACCGACUCCAUCGAUGAAAUCAUACCCGUCGAAAUCCGCGACGCAAUCAACCAGGCCAUCGCCAGCAAGAUGACCCGCCUCACGGGGAGCAGCGAGGAGAUGGUAUGCUCAGCCAUCGAGCGUGUGUUCGACGCCACCGUUUCUCACCCCUUCUGGGAACAGGACGGUGCGGUGAUGGCUGUCAACGAUUUGGCUAUCGAUUACAACAGUGACCUCGACGCUUACCGCGGGCUCCACUGA
Prorocentrum cordatum is the source of this 732-nucleotide messenger RNA. Lineage: Eukaryota; Dinophyceae; Prorocentrales; Prorocentraceae. The record is from the annotation of a GenBank genome assembly.